UUGGUCAUGGAUUUUUUGAGAGAAAGAGAAGGCAAAAUGGUUCAUGACCCCCUCUUUGGAAAGAAGAUGGAUAAAAGUACAGGGAGAUGUGUGUGGGUGCCUGGUCCGGUCAUUGUCGGUGCCGGCCCAUCUGGUCUGGCCACGGCCGCUUGUCUUAAGGAAAGAGGAAUUCAAAGCGUGAUCCUUGAGAGGGAUGGAUGUAUAGCUUCUCUUUGGCAGCUCAAGACUUACGACCGCCUUCGUCUUCAUCUCCCCAAGCAAUUCUGUGAGCUGCCCCUUAUGCCAUUCCCUCCCAGCUUCCCUACUUAUCCAGCUAAGGAGCAAUUUUUGGAAUACUUGGAAUCCUAUGCCAAGGUGUUUGAUAUAAGUCCUGUGUUCAACGAAACUGUGAAGAACGCAGAGUAUGAUCAGAGCCUUGGGUUUUGGCAAGUGAAGACUGUGGGUUUGAAGGAGGAAGAGACAGAGUAUGUCUGCCGGUGGUUGGUGGUGGCUACCGGAGAGAAUGCAGAGGCAGUUUUGCCGGAGAUUGAAGGGUUACGUGAGUUUAUUGGGCCCAAAGUACACACGAGUCAAUAUAAAAACGGUAAGACCUUGGACGGCAAGAAAGUGCUGGUGGUUGGUUGUGGGAAUUCCGGGAUGGAAGUUUGUUUGGACCUCUGCAACUAUAAUGCUCGCCCAUCUCUAGUGGUCAGAGACGCAGUGCAUGUCUUGCCACGAGAGAUGCUAGGGAAAUCAACUUUCGGGCUAUCCAUGUGGUUAAUCAAGUGGUUCCCAGUACGCCUAGUCGAUCGCUUCUUACUACUUGUCUCUCGCCUCUUGCUCGGCGAUACUUCACGAUUCGGCCUCUACCGCCCAACCAUAGGCCCACUGGAGCUUAAGAGCAUGACAGGCAAGACCCCAGUGUUAGACGUAGGCACUCUCUCAAAGAUCAAAUCCGGCGAAAUCAAGGUUUGCAGAUCUAUAAAGCGAUUAACGUGUCACGCAGCAGAGUUCGUUGAUGGAGAGAUUGAAGAUUUCCACGCCAUUAUCUUUGCUACUGGUUACAAAAGCAACGUUCCUACGUGGUUAAAGGAUAGAGAUUUGUUUUCGGAGGAAGAUGGGUACCCUAAGAAGCCAUACCCUAACGGAUGGAAAGGGGAGUGUGGCCUAUACACAGUGGGGUUCACAAAACGUGGAUUAAUGGGUGCUUCGAUGGAUGCCAGAAGGAUAGCCCAAGACAUCGAGCGAUGUUGGAAAGCUGAGUCCAAGCAUUUAACUGCCUUUGCAUCUCCUCCUCCACGACCACCACCUCCACCAUCAUCAUGAUCACUGCUUUUCUUUUUCUUCUUUUUUUUGUUUUUUUUGUUUUUU
Telopea speciosissima is the source of this 1350-nucleotide messenger RNA. Its product is annotated as indole-3-pyruvate monooxygenase YUCCA6-like. Gene Ontology annotation, molecular function: N,N-dimethylaniline monooxygenase activity; NADP binding; flavin adenine dinucleotide binding. Gene Ontology annotation, biological process: auxin biosynthetic process. The record is from RefSeq and is a predicted model, not a curated record. The transcript has 3 exons. Lineage: Eukaryota; Viridiplantae; Streptophyta; Magnoliopsida; Proteales; Proteaceae. The coding region runs from base 7 to 1305 and encodes 432 amino acids.